Messenger RNA from Aspergillus neoniger CBS 115656, 554 nucleotides. Its product is annotated as acylphosphatase. The transcript is spliced from 4 exons. The coding region runs from base 1 to 372 and encodes 123 amino acids. Gene Ontology annotation, molecular function: acylphosphatase activity. NCBI's taxonomy places the organism in Eukaryota, Fungi, Ascomycota, Eurotiomycetes, Eurotiales, Aspergillaceae. The record is from RefSeq and is a predicted model, not a curated record.
AUGGCAUCGCAACGUUACACACUUCCCUGGGGUCGCUACGUCAUCUAUAACAGAUGGACUAACACAACUACUCCAGAUCGCAUUCAAAAUGCACUUCUCGCUAAGCACGCCGCGAUCUAUAGGGACUUUACUCAGAAGAGAGCCACUGCAUAUGAUGUAAAAGGCUGGGUGAAGAACACACAUUGUGGAAGGGUAGAAGGCGAAGCCCAAGGAACCGAAGAGUCUCUACAGAAGUUCCUGAAAGACAUCAACAAUGGACCCCGCCAUGCACAUGUCGUCAAGCUAGAGAAGAAGGAAAUCGCACCGAAGGAUGGCGAAGUAGAAUUUGGAUUCAUGAAGACCUCACAGUCGGGGUAUGAGGCCAUGCAGUGAUAUGAUAUCUUUCCAAAUACACCUGUUUCUCUUUAUAGUGUACCGCUUUGAAACAAAUUCUUGUUUGUCCUUCUGACACGAACUACUUAUAGUAGACGAUGAUGUAUUAUUGAUCCUAGCCCUUCCGACAACCCUCGUAUUGAAAAGUCAUCUGAAAGCCAAGCCAACAUCUUUCAUAUUCG